AUGGACUCGUCAUCGACAGGUUGGGACUGGUCCUCCCUCCCCCGUCAACGAACGGCCAGAACUUCUGAACAGCGGCCAGCGGAAGCGCGGCCUGAACAGCGGCAACAACCGGACAACAAGAGGCGGCGGCACUAUGGCCCACGAUCGUGUCGCAUCUGCCUCGAGGUAGAGCAGCCUAAAUUCCCGACGGACGCGUCGACGACGCUGGGCAUCUCGUCGGCGUCAUCACGACCGGUAUACGAGUCGGACGACGCGGAGCUGGGACGUCUGCUUUCGCCAUGCAAGUGCAAGGGAUCGCAAAAGUACGUGCACGAGGGGUGUCUCAACGCGUGGCGGCUGGCCAACCCAACAGCGACGCGCAACUACUGGCAGUGCCCCACAUGCAAGUUCUCGUAUCGCAUGGCUCGUCUGCACUGGGCGUCGAUGCUCAGUAGCAAGCUCACGCAGGUGGCCCUGACCUGUAUGCUGCUCGUGGUCGGCAUCUUCGUCCUCGGAUACAUUGCCGACCCGCUGUUCGACCUGUGGUACGACCCGCUGGGCACCGUGACGGACACGGUCGCGCAGGUGAUUACCGAUGCUGAGGCUCAGGAGGAGCCGCUCUACAGGGCGGAAGAACCCGAUACCUGGACCGAGCACUUUGCCAAGGGCUUCUUUUCGCUGGGGCUCGUCGGCCUGUUCAAGACCAUGCUCUCCAUGUCGCCGUUUCAAUGGUUCUACUACCGGGGCGGCGGCGGCGUCCUGGGAGGCUCCGGGAGGCGUCCGGGUGCCACGGGUCGUGCCAGGGCCGAGAAUAUGAGCUGGGUCUUCAUCCUCAUCGGCGCUGCCACCUUUCUCAUGGCGAUAUGGAGAUUCGUCAAAGCCCUAAGUGCCCGAGCGCUCAAGAAUGUCAGCGACAGGGUCAUGGAUCUCAAGGGACGAGGCAUCAUCGGCGCCAUCCUGGAGCUGUACGCCAACCUCCGACGGAUCGGAUACGGAUACUUCCUCCGGGCUCCCGGCGUGCGCGGCAAGGUGCAGAGGCAGGUGCGCGAGUCCCUGUCCAAGCUGUCGGACAAGCUGGUGCCGACCGAGAUGACGAGGCACCUCGCCCUGCCCGCCGUCCCGCUCGGCGACGAGGCCAUCCGGGCCGAGCUGCAGGCCCUGGCCGACAUGGACCACACCAGGUGGGAGGACGGCUUCGUGUCGGGUGCCGUCUACCACGGUGAGAAGGAGCUGAUGGCCCUCCAGACCGAGGCGUUUGGCAAGUUCACAGUCGCCAACCCCAUACACCCGGACGUGUUUCCCGGCGUGCGCAAGAUGGAGGCGGAGAUCGUCAGCAUGGUCCUGGGGCUGUUCAACGCGCCCGCCGGGGCUGCGGGUACCACCACGUCCGGCGGGACCGAGAGUAUCCUCAUGGCCUGUCUGUCUGCCAGGCAGAGGGGAUAUGUCGAGCGUGGAAUUACGGAGCCCGAAAUGAUCCUCCCCGAGACCGGCCACACUGCCUUCAGAAAGGCAGGCGAGUACUUUGGCAUCAAGGUGCACCUGGUACGGUGCCCGGAGCCGGACUACCAGGUCGACGUGCGGGCCGUGUCGCGACUGAUCAACAGCAACACGGUCCUCCUGGUGGGGUCUGCGCCCAACUUCCCGCACGGCAUCAUCGACGACAUCGCGGGACUGUCGAGGCUGGCGCAGCGGCGCAACGUGUGCCUGCACGUCGACUGCUGCCUGGGGUCGUUCCUGGUGCCGUUCCUGGAGCGGGCGGGCUUCGAGACGCAGCCGUUCGACUUUCGGCUCCGGGGCGUGACGAGCAUCAGCUGCGACACGCACAAGUACGGCUUCGCGCCCAAGGGCAACUCGACGGUACUGUACCGGACGGCUGAGCUGCGGACGUACCAGUACUUCGUGUCGGCGGACUGGACGGGCGGCGUGUACGCCUCGCCCGGCAUAGCCGGGUCCCGCCCGGGCGCGCUGAUCGCCGGCUGCUGGGCCAGCCUCGUGUCCGUGGGCGAGGCCGGGUACGUGGACGCGUGCGGCAAGAUAGUCGGGUCGGCCAAGAAGGUGGCCGACGCCAUCCGCGAACGCCCCUCGCUGUCGGCCGAGCUCGAGGUCAUGGGCAGGCCGCUCGUGUCCGUCAUCGCCUUCACGGCGCGCAACCUCGACAUCUACGACAUCGCGGACGGCAUGUCGGCCAAGGGCUGGCACCUCAACGCCCUCCAGAGCCCGCCGGCCAUCCACGUGGCCGUGACGCUGCCCAUCGCCAAGGUGUGGGAGAAGCUGGUGUCCGACCUGGAGGCCGUGGUCGAGGACGAGCGAGAGAAGGAGCGCGUGCGCAUCGCCGAGGGCAAGGGGUCCAAGGGGAAGGCCGUCGGCGACUCGGCCGCUCUGUAUGGCGUUGCCGGCUCUCUGCCGAACAAGAGUGUCGUCGUCGAUCUGGCCAGGGGAUUCUUGGAUAUCCUCUACAAGGCAUGA
Messenger RNA from Geosmithia morbida, 2445 nucleotides. Its product is annotated as sphinganine-1-phosphate aldolase. Gene Ontology annotation, molecular function: sphinganine-1-phosphate aldolase activity; pyridoxal phosphate binding; zinc ion binding. Bases 1 to 2445 code for a protein of 814 amino acids. The transcript is spliced from 3 exons. The record is from RefSeq and is a predicted model, not a curated record. Gene Ontology annotation, cellular component: endoplasmic reticulum. Lineage: Eukaryota; Fungi; Ascomycota; Sordariomycetes; Hypocreales; Bionectriaceae. Gene Ontology annotation, biological process: sphingolipid catabolic process; carboxylic acid metabolic process.